AUGGCCCGAGUGAAUCAACGUGUCGUGUUUCUCCUCCUCGCCUUCUCAUUCGUAGUUCUUCCAUCGACCUCGCACUCAGCUUGUUCCGCAGGGAAUUGCGGCGCUGGGUCGGGACGUAAUGACGUCAGCAACAAGGCGUCGAAUUUCGAUACUUUCGCGACUCGUUCCGAGAGGCAUUCGUCGGGCUUCGCUUACUCUCGCGUGAGAGGGGCCCCAUUGGUGGAGUGGCAGCAGCGGCUGCUGACAUGGCAUGCAGGGCAGGCGGGCAGCGGGAGAGACGCACUGGGGGAGCAGAGGGUGGGAGGCGAGGAGGAGUGGCACGGGGAGGAGGGGAGUGAGAGUGAUGCAAGUGGUGGAGAUGACAGCCGUAUGGGGGAGGUGGUGGGGCAGGCAGGGGCAGAGAGGGGCAGGGAAGGAAAGGCGGAGGCGGAAGGGCGUGGGAGGGGUGGGGUGCAUGACAGGAGGUCCACAGAUGCUGGUGGUGGGGAAUGGGGAGGGGGAGGGGUGCAUGUGGGGGGAGGAGGAGGGGUGCAUGUGGGGGGAGGGGGAGGGGUGCAUUCAGGGCGGGGUGUUGGAGCGGACGAGCCUGACUCUCUGCUCGCUGACUUCCUCCCUGUGCUAGAUCCGCUUCGCCUGCCGUCCCUCUUCCAAUCAGCUGCUGCCACCUCAGCCUCCUCAGACACCGCUUCUCCACCGGGCCUGAAUGCCACGUCAGCAGCAGGGCAGGAGGACGUGGUGAGCGCUGGAGGGUUCCAGUUUGCAGCACGCACAGCCGAUGCCUAUGCAGGCAGGGCAGGGGGAGGCGUAGAGGAGGUCAAGGUGGAGGAGAGUAGAGCUGGCGGGCAGCAAGAGGUGGGCCGUGGGAGACAGCUAAAGCAGCAGCACAGCGAGCAGGUGGAGCAGGGCGGAGGGCACGGAGAGAGGAGCAAGGCAGCAGCAGGAGGGGGAGGUGGAGGGGGAGGGAGCGAGGCAGUGCAGGGGGCCCCGAUCACAGAGGGCGGGGUGAGUCUGACUGAGCUGUCAUCCGCAGUGCUGUCAGGGUCGCUGCUCUCUGAAGCCCCUCUCGGCUCCCCCGUGCUCCUCCGCGUUGCCUUCUCCUCCGGCCCCAAGGCAGGCCACCAGACCGUGCAGCAGCAGCAGCAGCAGCAGCCUCUGAAGGGGGCGGCAAGAGCAGCAUCAGCGGCACCCGGGGGUGUGUCGUCGCCGUUCUUCCGGCUGUCAUCGCAGGUGGACCUGUCGCAGUCACGCGUGCAGCUGUACGGCCCCAUGCCGCACUCGCGCCGCCGCACCUUCCCCCUUGCUGUAGCCAGCGCCACUGAUGCUGCGGGCGGGGAGGUGCUCACUGCUAACUUCACUGUCAAGUCCUCCCAUAAAAUGCAGUACUUGUUCCCAAAACCUCUCUCCAUCUUCCACCACACAUGCCAUGUGCGCGUCUCCUCCCUGCCUGCCUGCGUGCAGCUGCCCGGGGCCUACAGUGUGAUGGUGGUGGUGGCGGACACACAGGGCAACCGCCUCAAGUUCAAGGCGCCCAACUUCUUCCGCUCCGCCCUCCCCCGCCCCGCCGCGCUCCUCCCCGCCUCCUCCACGCCCCUCUCCCCCAUCACUGCGGCCUCACCUGCAGCAGUGGCGGGGCAGCAGGCGCAGAUGGCGUUUGCUCUCGUCAGCUCGGAUGGGACGCAGAUACCUGUCACUGACGCUGAUGUGAUUGUCGCCAGUACCAUCAAUCUCCAAAAACCCCCACCCUCCCCCACCUCCUCUGCCUCCUCCGCCACCUCCCCCUCCGCACCCUCCUCUCUCACCCCCUCCUCUCUCACCCCCUCCUCUCUCACCCCCUCCUCUCUCACCCCCUCCUCUCUCACCCCCUCCUCUCUCAUCCCCUCCUCGCUCCUACAAGUAUCACCAGGCGAGCCCAGUGCGGAUGCCUCAGGGCCGCUGCUGGUGGCGGCGCAGGAGGUGACGGUGGGGCAGACGGGGCGCCUCACAGUGUACGUGCGCGACGCCAUGGGCUCUGAUCUGUCCGCCGCGCCCCUCCUCUCGCUCUUCUCCGCCUCCUUCUCAGUCACCUCCAACUUGUCCCAACAGCACCUCACCUACCCCGCCACCCUCACUCUCUCUGCCUCCCCCUCCCCCGAGCCCACCUCGCCCUCCAACUCCUCCUCACUGGAUGUCACAUUCGAUACAGGCACACUCGCAGGAGCAGCGUCUCUCUCCGUCCUUCUCUCAGGCCGCCACAUCCGAGGCAGCCCCUUCCCCUUCACGGUCCUCCCAGGCCCACUGCACCCGCCUUCCUCGCUGCUGUAUGGGCCAGGGGCGCACGGGGCAGUGCCCAAGUUCCCGGCGUUUCUGCAGCUGCAGCUGAGGGAUGCGUGGGGGAACGUGCUGCUGGCCGGGGGCGCAGGGCAGGACGUGCAGGUGGGGGUGGUGCCCGCAGCGCAAGGGGCAGCGGCAGCAGCGGCGCUGGUGGGUGCAGGGGGAAACGGAGCGGUGCAGAGGGGUAUGCCGGCGGUGGCAGAAGGGGCGGCGGUGAGUGUGGUGGACAGCGGCAACGGCUGCUACUCCAUCUCCUACCGGGUCACCAAGCCCGGUGCCUAUGCUCUCCUUGUGACUGUAGGCGAUGUGCUACUGCAGAACGUGACUGUAGCAGCCACCCCAGCAGUGGACGUCAGUGCAGGCAGCGCUGCCGCCCAGCCCACGUGUGUGGUAACCGCAUCGCCCGCCUCUGGUCCAAUGCAGCAGCUGCUCGCGUUCGCGCCGCCUCUCGUCCAAUCAGGCGCCGCCAUGUGGCUGCGCAUCGUGGCAGUGGAUGCAGCGGGCAUGGCAGCUGUAUCUGACCCGGCUGUGCGCUCUGCCAAUCUGUCCCUCACCCUGCUCUCCACACAGGGUCAAGUAGCAGACAUCACUGCCACGCCCGUCGCCCCCUCCUUUGGAGGCAACCCCAUCCCCGCGCUGUGGCAGGCGCAGGUGACUGUUCCGGUGGCCGGCAGCUUUGUCCUGAUCUGCACGGAUGGUAACCAGCAGAGUUACAGCCUCAGCCGCUACCCUCCCACAGCAGACGCCUUCUCAGUUGUCGCCUCCCCUGCACCCGCCUGCCAGCCCCCCAAGGGACAGGCUGUACCUGUUGCAGGGGACGUGGCAUUUGGGAGGUUACAACCAGGGAGCUUCGAUGCUGAACUGAACUUCACCCGAGCAGGAGAGUAUACGGUGCAGGGUUACCUGGGGGAGGUGGCAUUUGGGGCGAAGGCGGAGAAGUUCACAGUGCUGCCGGGGGAGGUGGAUCCGGGGGAGAGCUAUGUGGACGGGGGGGAUGUGAGGGAGGCGGAGGCGGGCAGUGUGGGCGAGGCGGACGCGGGCGGGGGAGGCGGGGUGAGCGGGGGGAGUGCGGACGGGCAGGAGGAGGCGGGCACUGUGGUGAUGGCGGCUGUGGGGGGUGGGAGGAGGGCGCAGCCGACACAGGAGGGAGGGCAGGGGGGAGGGCAGGAGGUGGAAGAAGCGGGGGGUAUAGAGCCAGAGGGCGUGAAGUGCAUGUGGAGUGCUGCGUGCUCGCUGCCGCUGUGCCAGGCGCUCACUGCCUCUGACUACGGCACGCAGCAGGCAGCAUCAGGAGCAGCAGCACAAGGCACAGCCAGCAAGCGAGCAGCAACAGACGGGGCAGGGGUAGGGGCGGCAGGGGGGUGUGUGUUGGACGUGCAGUUUGAGGCGCGGCAAGCGGGCAACUUCAGUGUAACGGUUCUGCUGGAAGGUUCCAGGAAGAAGCUGGUGUUCCCGGUGCCGCUGCUGCAGGUGGUGCCAGGCGCACCCUCUGCUGAGCGCUCUACCAUACAGCUCAACAGCAACACGCUGCUGCUGGCUCGCCGCCCAACGCCAGCCCGUCCCAGGUGCCACCUUCCCCUCACUGUUCUCCCCGCGCCGCCCGCCGCCGCCCUGUCAUACGCGUUUGGGCCGGGCCUGGAGCGCACAGUCGCCGGCGCGCCCUCGACCUUCACGCUGCAGACGCGCACGGCACAGGGGCUGUACCCCGGGCAGACCACGGCAGAGGGUGGAGGGUCGCAGGGCGGGUGGACGCAGCUGGCACAGGGCGGCGACGGGGACGACAGCAGCAGCAGUGGAAGCACAAGCGGCAGUGGAGGGAGUGCGAGUGCGUGGGGCAGCAGUGCCACGUUCAUGGACGGCGCAGUAGCAGUGGUGGUGACGGUGUUUGCACGCCGCAACGUGACCCGCCAGGCCGAGGUGCGAUCCGUGGUCGCCCUGGGAGGAGGCGCCUACCGCAUCACCUACACCACGUACGAGCCGCCCCACGGGGGCUUCUACCGCGUGCGCGUGCAGCUGCACGUGGAGGGCAGCGGUGAGCCCCCCGCGGACAUCAUGGACGGACCCUUCUUCGUGCCCUUCUUCCGCGGCUCAGCCGCUGCCGCUCUCUCCACUGUCAACACGUCGCUGCAUUCGGUGCUAACCCAGCCGGUGAACCAGCCGCUGGUGCUGCUGGUGACCACGGCGGAUCAGUUUGGCAACCCUCUGUAUGAUGGCACGUGCCUCAUCGCCUUCACCCCACCGGGUCCCGGCCCGUUCCUGCUCUCCAUCCGCCUCUUCUCCCAGCACGUGCCUGGAUCCCCCUUCCUCCUCUCCUCUGUCCCCGGACCUGUAGCGCCCGAGCUCUGUGACGUGUGGGGGUCGGGGCUCGGGCCGACGGUGACAGCAGGGCAGGCGGUGGCAGUGAGGCCGGCGGCCAAGGGAGGCGCGCAGGAGCAGGGGGUGUACGAGGGCGGGUACACCGCCGUGCAGGCGGGGCGGGUGGCGGUGUGGGUGGUGUUUCACAACACUAUUGUCGCCACUGCUGCUGUCACUGUCCUGCCCGGCCCGCCUGCUGCUAACACGUCUGCAGUGCUGGUGCCUGCGGGAGGGGUGAGGGUGCGGGCAGGGGGAAGGGCCGAAGUGCUGGUGGUGCUGAGAGAUGGGCUUGGGAACGUGGCUUCUUUUGAUCCCACCACCACCAUCAACCCGUCCCUCAUCGCCCUAUCCUCCCCGCUCACCAUCGCCGGCUCCUACCAGCUUCAAGUGCUACUCAACGGCUCGCCCCUCCCCUCCCCGCCUCUCGCCCUCCAAGUCGUCCCAGCCGCCCCUGCCUCCUUCUCCCUCUCUGGAUUCCCCCCUGCCGCUUCCUUUCCCGUGGCCCGCCCAGUGAUUGUCCACGUGGCGCUGCGUGAUAGGUUUGGGAACCUGGUGGGGCAUGGGGCAGGGGAGGAGGGACGGGUGGGAGGGUCGGUGACGAUGUCGCAUGGGGAUGAGGCAACUGGGGGAGUGGUGGGGGAGACGUAUGCUCUCAACGUGACAGCAGUGAAUGUGACUGCAGCGGAGAUGAGUGGGACGGAAUGGCAGGGCACUGUCGCCACCACCACUGCCAGUGCUGCUACUACGGACGCCACUACCAGCACAGCCGCCACAGCAGGCCGCAGCAAGCCAGCCGCAACACCCGCCCCUGCUCCCUCUCCUGCCUCCCCCACCCCUUCCCCCUCCGCCGCCCUAAUCCCCGCCUGGCGCCUCUCCUUCACCCCGCAGACCCCCGGGCAGGCCUCGCUGCAGCUCAUGGUGGGUCCCCCCAACGCCGCCCUGCCUCUCUCCGACCCCGCCUCCGCCCUCCCCCUGCAGGCCACCAUCCUGCCGCGCCCCGUCAGCCUCGCCCACGCCACUCUCUACGGCGCAGGGCUGCAGCAGGGAGGGGGGGUGCGGGCGGGAACAACGGUGGAGAUGGGCAUGUGUGUGAGGGACGCGCAGGGCUUCCCUCUCCUCACUGAAUCUGCCAAGCUGCUCAAGGUGUCGGUCACUCUCGCCUUUUUUGCUCUCCCUGCACCCACGCCUGGCGCCUUCCUGCCCGUGCCUCCAGCCUCGGCCGUGCCUCGCGCCCGAAUGGGGUACGGCGGGGGGUGCAUCUUUCGAGGCUCGUUCAACCCUCCCAACAACACAGCCACGGCAGCGCCAUCAGCAGCGGCAGCGGCAGCAGCGCCACCGUACGGGUUGUCAGUAUCCGUGCUGGUCAACAGCCGCCCCGUCCGAUUCCAAUCCACCAACAUCACUGUUCAUCCCGCCCUGCCGCCCAACGCGCCCCUCCCGGCCAAUCUCACGGUGACAGCUGUCACGGUCGACGGGGUCCCCAUUCCGAACGGCUACCAGCUCCGGGGCGGCGCGGCUGGUUCGGAGACCAAGUUCGGCGUGCGGUUCACCGAUGCUAGCAGCACGGCGGUGCUGGUUGAAGAUGACUCAGCUCUGGGGGAUGGGGCGGAGGGGGGCACGGACAGUGUGAGCGUGAGUGUGAGCAAGGGAGGGUACGUGACGGUGACGGUGGUGGCAGCAGCGGCGCAUGUGGCGUGGCGCAACGUGCAUUACUCCACGGCAGACGGCUCCUCUGCUGGCUGGUUCCAGCUGCUGCUCGCGCCAGGCCCAGCCAAGGCAGUGAGGGUGGACGCAGCACCGCUGCAGGCAUGUGGGAGGGGGGCGUGCAUGGUGGGGCGGCGCACGGCCUUCAGCAUGGCGGUGCUUGAUGCCUCUGGCGCCCCGCGCACCUUCAACCGCCUCACAGGGGAGGGUGACUCGCUCACCGUGCUGCUCACCCGCCCCGGCACCAACCAGGCACCAGUCAGGUGGGUCACUCGCUGUGUGCUCUGA
Messenger RNA from Closterium sp. Yama58-4, 6657 nucleotides. Lineage: Eukaryota; Viridiplantae; Streptophyta; Zygnematophyceae; Desmidiales; Closteriaceae. The record is from the annotation of a GenBank genome assembly.